GGCCGUAGUCAUGUUGGCCGCCAUCGCCGCAUCGUCAGUCCGCGACAGUGUUCUGAGCGCGUCGUUCUGUGCCUCCCGCCGGUGCCCCCGUGCCAUGUGCCUGUCGAGAGAGCGGAAGCACGCCACUGCCCGCUGCCCCCUGUGAAGACGUCGCGACGCCACUCUGUUUCCGUACUCCGGGUGCAGCAGUGCCGCCACAGUGGAUAUGUACGCGUAUGCCGGGGGCGGCCCCCCGCACUAUGCGCCGCCCCCCACCUACCUCCAGCCCCAUCCGCCGCCGCCACACCACCCCCAAGUCGCGCCCGUGCCCAUGGGCCAGGAGCCCACGCCGGUCGCGCACUACUCCAAGAGGCGAAGGUCAGAUGAAGACGACCCAAGCGGCAACAAAUACACAAGGAUGGAAGACGACACAAUACAAGACAAGGAGCGUUUUGCAAGCAACUUACUGUAGGGAGAAUCAUUGCGAAAUUGAACGCCGGAGGCGGAACAAGAUGACGGCCUACAUCACGGAGCUGUCGGACAUGGUGCCCACCUGCAGCGCCCUCGCAAGGAAGCCCGACAAGCUCACGAUCCUCCGGAUGGCCGUAGCCCACAUGAAGGCCCUCCGAGGGACGGGCAAUACCAGUGCUGAUGGAACGUACAAACCUUCAUUCCUGACCGAUCAGGAAUUGAAGCAUCUUAUUUUAGAAGCUGCCGACGGGUUUUUAUUCGUUGUAAGCUGUGAUACCGGAAGAGUAAUAUAUGUUUCCGAUUCAGUCGCUCCUGUUCUUAAUUACUCACAGAGCGACUGGUACGGGUCCUGCUUAUACGACAACAUCCACCCUGAAGACGUCGAAAAAGUCCGAGAACAGUUGUCGACGCAAGAACCUCAAAACACGGGGAGAAUCCUCGAUUUGAAGACUGGUACAGUCAAGAAAGAGGGGCACCAAUCCUCGAUGCGCCUCUGUAUGGGCUCUCGUAGGGGUUUCAUUUGCCGCAUGAAAGUCGGAAACCUGACGCCCGAAAACAUGGCCGUGGGCCACUUGAAUAGAUUGAAGCAACGAAAUAGUUUAGGGCCUGGGAGGGACGGUCAGAAUUACGCCGUCGUUCACUGUACAGGCUAUAUAAAAAACUGGCCGCCCACAGACAUGUUCACAGGAGUGCAAAUGGAGCGCCAGACCGAGGACGAGAUCCACACUUCGCAUUGCUGUCUUGUUGCCAUAGGGCGCCUCCAAGUGACCUCAACUCCCAACACUAGUGACCUGUCAGGAUCAAACAGUGCGGCCGAGUUCAUCUCGCGACAUUCCAUGGACGGCAAAUUUAGUUUCGUCGAUCAACGAGUCAUCGGUUUGCUGGGCUACUCCCCGCCCGAACUCUUAGGAAAGAGCUGCUUCGAGUUCUUUCAUCCCGAGGAUCAAACUCAUAUGAAAGACAGUUUCGAACAAGUUCUGAAGCUAAAGGGACAAGUCCUGUCCGUCAUGUACAGAUUCCGAGCCAAAAACAGGGAAUGGGUGUGGUUGCGCACCAGCGCUUUCGCCUUCCUCAACCCCUACACCGACGAUGUUGAGUACAUCGUCUGUACAAACACCACGGCGAAAUCGCUACACAGUGGCCAAGAGGGCACCACUGAAACCGAGCAAGUUGCCUAUCAGCAGCCGGGGCUUGAUUACAGCUUGCAGCGCAGAGACGCGGGACUCUACUCGCACAUGCUGCCCUCUACACACAUUCAAAACCCUCAGCAGACGGCGCGCCCUAGCAGCGGCCAGAAUGUAUAUAGCAACUACGAGCCGACGGCGUCCCCCAUCGCCUACGGCUCGCCGCAAGCCACCGCGAGCAGCAGCAGCGCCGGGGUGUUGGGCCGCCUGACCAAGGGCAGCACCACGAGCCCGACGCCCGCCGCCGCGGCUUGGACGCUGCGCCAGGCGCAACCGGCGGCCGACGGGUACCAGUACAACCAGCCCAGCCCGCGGUCCCCCGGCCCCACCUACACGCAGCUGAGUGGCGGGUCGCGGGCCAGCGCCGCCCCCGGCCCCUCCUACCAGUGGAACGCCUGGCAGGGCAGCUCCAGCCAGACCUCGGAGUCGGGGGGGCCCGGCUCGAGCGGCUCGGGGCCGCCCCCGCAACCGCAGCCCCACGAGCUCAGCGACAUGCUGCAGAUGCUCGAUCAAGGGGGCGCCGCUUCGUUUGAGGAUUUGAACAUGUUCAACACUACCUUCGAGUAGUUAUAUUUUAUCGUGCAACUUCAGCAAUUGUUUUUGAACUGAUUAUAAGACCCAUUGUAAUUUUUUCUUUUUGUUAUUGGAUGUAUUGUCAAUGUAGUGCUAAAGUGUAUUUAUUUUGUAAAUUAAACAAUACGAUUUUAGUACACUUA
Messenger RNA from Tribolium castaneum (red flour beetle), 2350 nucleotides. It is a transcript of the gene tgo, whose product is annotated as tango. The record is from RefSeq and is a predicted model, not a curated record. Gene Ontology annotation, biological process: regulation of transcription by RNA polymerase II. Bases 216 to 2201 code for a protein of 661 amino acids. Lineage: Eukaryota; Metazoa; Arthropoda; Insecta; Coleoptera; Tenebrionidae. Gene Ontology annotation, molecular function: protein dimerization activity; DNA-binding transcription factor activity, RNA polymerase II-specific; RNA polymerase II cis-regulatory region sequence-specific DNA binding. Gene Ontology annotation, cellular component: nucleus; transcription regulator complex; aryl hydrocarbon receptor complex. The transcript is spliced from 8 exons.